Molecule: messenger RNA, 760 nt
Organism: Physella acuta
Lineage: Eukaryota; Metazoa; Mollusca; Gastropoda; Physidae
Product: MFS-type transporter SLC18B1-like
Molecular function (GO): transmembrane transporter activity
Source: RefSeq, a predicted model, not a curated record
UAUCCAAUCCCCACUUCUGAUGGUCGGUAAUUUAUUUGGUGCUAUUGGCUAUCUUUUGAUUGGACCAACUCCACUUCUGCCUUUCUUACCCAGAGAACUGUGGACGGUGACCCUGGGGCUAGUGUUGUUUGGGCUCUCGUUUGGUUGCUCCAUUGUGCCAGUGAUGAAAUGUUUUGUUAUAGGGGCCAGAGAGCUUGGAUUAUCGGACAGUAUCGAUACCUUCGGCCUAGUCUCUGGACUGUUUAACGCCAUGUAUUCCUUAGGAGCCUUGUCGGGACCGGUGAUAGGCGGAGUGUUGGUGGAGCAGGUUGGCUUUUAUUACGGCUCUACGGUCAUCUCUGGCUUGUAUUUUAUUGUUAUGACUGUCACGAUAGUUUUCUUCUCCUUCAAAAACUUUGGGAAGAAACAGACUACAACACCAUCGAACAUCGCCAAAAAUCAUCAAUCGACAGCCAAGGAAAAAGAUUACGAGGCAAACAGCGAAACUUUUCUACAUCACGUGGGUGACGAGAAGACGCCUUUACUCUCUAAGAAGGCAGAAAAAAGCAGUUUUGUUCUAGAAUGUUCUAUCAGCAAAUCGAGCCUUUAGUCUUCUAUAGUUAUUGCAUUUAUGACUUUCAUUAAAAGUUUAUAACAAAUAUUUGUCUGCUCAUAAAUAUGCCUUGUAGAACUGAUACAUACAUCAACAUAACCACAUGAUAUUUAUUUAUUCAUUUAACAUCUAGAACAUCUACACUUCAACCAUUAAAUUGUCCGUGUA